Molecule: messenger RNA, 420 nt
Organism: Paramecium pentaurelia
Lineage: Eukaryota; Ciliophora; Oligohymenophorea; Peniculida; Parameciidae
Source: the annotation of a GenBank genome assembly
AUGAAAUCCUAAUAUGAUAAGCUAUUUCCAAAUUUUAAGCCUCCUUCUAAAUUGGAUUCAGAUAUUAUCAUAAGAGCAAAAUAAUAUAUCUAAUAAAGAUAAAAGAAGAUAUGUUUCAUGCCAAGAAAAAUCUGUAAUGAAUCUAAGUAUACAUUAUUAUUAAGUCCAAAAUAAACUAUACAUAUACCAUCUAUAAUCACUGUUUCAUUAUCAAAUUAGUUGUAAUAUCAAAGACCUCUAAAAAGCUAUGAAAAAUCAAGAAUAUCAACUGCACGUUCAAUAAAGAGUGUUCCAAAACUUAAUAUAAAAAGUUUGAACUUUGGAAAAUCAAGAAUGUUUUUUGAUUAGAAAUUAGAAUUAAGAAGCGAAAAUAAUUCAAAAAAUGAUUUUUCUUUGAUUUCCCCUUGGUCAAAUAGAUGA